AUGAGCCGCCCGCCGCGUCCUGAGGGGAGGCACAACCCUGCGCUCCGGGCAGGAGCUGCGACCACGUUCGCGGACGACCCUUCGCGACGGCGCGGCUCCGGGGAGCACGUGCUGCGCGUGUCCCGCCCCUUGACCUCGGCGGCGCCCUAUCAGGGUUCGGGCCGGCGCGUGCGCCAUCCCGGCAAGCGAAGCAAGAUGGCCGCUGUCACGGCGGCGGCGCGCGCCUGGUCGGUGGCGGCGCUGACGGGCGGGCUGCGGGCGCUCCACGCCUCCGCCGGCGGCUCCUGCUGCCGGCGGUGGAAGCAGCGCGGAGCCUGGGUCGUGCUGCGGCGCGAGUGCAGCACGGGGGCCUCGCCUCACGCCCCCUCUCCGGCGGCCGCGGCGACGAGCCUGACGGGAGCCGUCCUGAGGGACGCCGUGCGGCAGCAGCAGCAGCAGCAGGCAACAGAAGGUGGAGAUGGAGAAGGCGCGGAUGAGCAGCAAGAGAAGAAAAAACAGAAGGAAAACACUGCAUAUGCAAAGAAGAUGGUGCUCAGGAUAGCAGGGCUUAUGGGAGCUGGCAGCGGUAUAGCGGUUAUCUACAUCUUUGGUAGUAAUUCAGUGGAUGAACAUGGUGUGAAGAUUCCUGAUGAGUUUGAUAAUGUUUAUCAAGUGGAACAAAACCAGAAUACAAAAAAUGGGCAAAUCAUUUCGGGUAUUGAUCCAGUGGUGAUCCAGCAGCUCCGGAGGGCGUACAAGUACUUCAAGGACUACAGGCAGAUGAUCAUAGAGCCCACCAGCCCGAAGCUGCUCCCGGACCCCCUGAAAGAGCCCUACUACCAGCCCCCGUACACCCUCGUCAUCGAACUCACGGAUGUGCUGCUGCACCCCGAGUGGUCGUUAGUGACCGGCUGGCGCUUCAAAAAGAGACCAGGCAUCGACAACCUCUUCCAGCAGCUGGCACCCCUCUACGAAAUCGUCAUCUUCACGUCCGAGACAGGCAUGACCGCCUUCCCCCUCAUCGACAGCGUCGACCCUCACGGGUUCAUCUCCUACCGGCUCUUCCGUGAUGCCACCCGCUACAUGGACGGGCACCAUGUUAAGGACAUCUCCUGCCUGAACAGAGACCCGGCCAAGGUGGUCGUGGUGGACUGCAAGAAGGAGGCCUUCCGCCUGCAGCCCUUCAACGGCAUGGCCCUGAAGAAGUGGGACGGGAACUCGGAUGACCGGGCCCUCUUUGACCUCGCCGCCUUUCUGAAGACUGUUGCCUUGAGCGGAGUCGAAGACGUCCGGUCGGUGUUGGAGAACUACUCCUUGGAAGAAGACCCGCUGGAGGCGUUCAAGCGCAGACAGUCCCAGCUGGAGCAGCCGCUGGCGCCCGUAAAACACUCGGCAUCCCCGGAGCAGAAAUCCAAGCCCCGCUUCUCCGAGUCCCAGCAUGUCUGUGUGGCCGUGUGGUACAGUCCAAACCCCGCUGCUCCGGUUAUCACAAUCCCAACCUGCUUCCUGACGGAGGAGCUGGAUUUCGGAGUGCGGAGAACCACCGGAGAGCGGAGCCGCGGUGGGCGUUGCCGCUGCAAGGCUGGCCGUGCUCCGAAGCGCUCUGGCGAAGGGAGCUGCACGGUGCCCCUCGGCGGGAGAGCUUGGGGCACUUGCCACCACGUGGGGUCAUCCGGGCAGCUUCACGGUCAAGUGGGGGCGAGACCCCAGGUCUCCGAGGCUCACGGCAGCACCCAAGCCGCCACGACGCACGGGUCUCUGCUUGUGGAAGCUGGUGUUGCUGCACUUUUCACUAAGCGCUCCUUGGAGGAAGGGUGGGACAUCGUACACCAGAAAGGGAAAACAGAAGGGGAGAGAGGGAGCUGUAAAUUACCGGCGCUGACAGCAGCCCAGAGGGCCGUGCGUGUCAAAGAAGCUGCCACAGGAAUAAAUCAGUGCUUCAGACACGCCACCGUCGAAGUGCUGCUUUCUGGGCCGGGGGAGGAGCGGCGGGGAGCCUUCCCCAGAAAACGCAGCCUCAUUACGGUAAUACGGCAAGCCGCUGGUCGCCAGGCGUCCCGGCCAGGAGCUGCGGCCAGGCCUCCGGAGGGAGAGGCUGUGGCGGAGAGGAACCACGGCGAGCACCAAGUCACCCCCGAGCGAUGCCCCUCGGGUGGGGCAACACAGGUUGUGCCCGGUGCGUCCCUGUCUGCUUAG
Varanus komodoensis (Komodo dragon) is the source of this 2175-nucleotide messenger RNA. It is a transcript of the gene TIMM50, whose product is annotated as translocase of inner mitochondrial membrane 50. NCBI's taxonomy places the organism in Eukaryota, Metazoa, Chordata, Lepidosauria, Squamata, Varanidae. Gene Ontology annotation, molecular function: phosphoprotein phosphatase activity. Bases 1 to 2175 code for a protein of 724 amino acids. The transcript is spliced from 17 exons. The record is from RefSeq and is a predicted model, not a curated record.